This is a messenger RNA of Daucus carota subsp. sativus, 801 nucleotides long. RefSeq names its product dof zinc finger protein DOF1.4. Gene Ontology annotation, biological process: regulation of DNA-templated transcription. The transcript has a single exon. Bases 1 to 801 code for a protein of 266 amino acids. Gene Ontology annotation, molecular function: DNA binding; DNA-binding transcription factor activity. The record is from RefSeq and is a predicted model, not a curated record. Lineage: Eukaryota; Viridiplantae; Streptophyta; Magnoliopsida; Apiales; Apiaceae.
AUGGAGAGGCUCACACAAGAACAAAUCAUUCAGCAACAACAACAACAGCCUCCUCUCAAGUGCCCUCGUUGCGAUUCUUCGAACACGAAGUUUUGUUAUUACAACAAUUAUAGUCUGUCGCAGCCGAGGCACUUCUGCAAGGCGUGCAAGAGGUACUGGACUCGCGGAGGAACCCUAAGGAAGGUUCCGGUUGGUGGAGGGUGUAGGAAGAACAAAAGAGUUAAGAAGACGAUGAUGACACCAGCAACUGAGUCGUCCAAUUCGCCUUCGUUAUCGGCUCCAGUGACGACUGCGGGUACUAAUACUAACCCUAGUCUUGCGCGAAUUGAUCGCGUCAGUCCUCUCGUUUACGGCGUGCACUCGAAUAAUGCCUCGUCUUCGGAUCUGAACCUGUCGUUUCAGAGGUUUAAUUCAGUGACGGAUUCAGCUCCGGUUUAUGACUACAAUCUUCAGCAGAAUCUACUAGGGUUUUCGUCAGCCGGUCUGAUGGCUAAUCAUAUUUCUAGUUCGAAAUCAUUUCUCUCGAACUACGUUCCGUCUCCUCUAUAUGCGUCUUCUACUUCAAGUACUGUUUCUCCUUCUCUUAUCACAACCUCUUGUUUUAACCCUGAGCCCGAAAAGUCUAUCGGCGCUCAGAACAACUUUUUCGGCAUCAUCCCUAACUACCCAGACAUGCAAAUGCAAGCGAAUAAUAACAAGUACGGAAUAGAAGGCUCAACUGAUCCGAAUUCCCUCUUUUCAGUUGGCGCCAGCUGGUUCGAUCCUGCAAAUUUUGGCUCUUCGGUCCCGUCCCUGAUCUAG